AUGGCCUCGUCGUCCUCCUCUGACUCCGGCCGCAUCGCCGGAACCCUAGCCUUGCGUACGAGCUCGGCCUUAGCGGCGGCGUCGCUAAUCCCGGGGCUCCCGGACGACGUUGCAACUGUCAUCCUUUGCCUGCUCACCUUCCCCGACCAGUCCCGCCUCCGCGCCACCUCGCGCGCGUGGUGCUUGCUCCUCUCCGCGGCCACGCUCCUCCCGCUCCGCCGUAGCCUCCGCCUCCCGCGCCGCCACCUUCUCUGCCUCUUCCCCACCGACCCCUCACUCUCCUCCCCGAUCCUGCUCGACCCCGCCGCGCCCACCGCCUGGUGGCCCCUCCCGCCGCUCCCCUGCUCGCCGCAGCUCUACGGGCUCGCUAACUUUGCCGCCCUCGCCGUUGACCGCCACCUCUACGUCCUCGGCGGGUCUUGCUUCGACGCCCGCAGCUACCCUUUGGGGCAACCCUCCGCCUCGGCCGCGGUCUACCGGCUCGACCUUGCCAACUCUCGACAUUGCUGGGAACGCCUUCCCGACAUGCAGCUCCCGCGGGGGAGUUUCGCGUGUGCCCACACGCCCAGUGCUGGCGGGCUCCUUGUCGCCGGUGGCGGGUCCCGACACCCCAUGUUCCCCUCCAACGGCAGCCGCACCGGCAGCACCGAGUGGUAUGAUGCCACCGCGCAGUCGUGGCACCUUGGUGCCUCGAUGCCUCGUGAUCGGGCUGGGUGCGUGGGGUUCUUGGCACGCGGAGCAGGGGACGGUGGUGAGGAUGAGUUCUGGGUGAUGGGCGGCUAUGACGGGUACACCACGUUGGGAGGCGUGGUGCCAAAGGACGUGUACUGCCGGGAUGCGGUGGUGCUUGGACUAUGGAGUGGUAAGUGGAGGGUGAUUGGAGACAUGUGGGAGGAAGGGGAGAGGAGGCGUCUUGGCCCCAUUGCAUCUUUAUCUGCAGAUGAUGGAAGAAUUACCGAGGUGUUCAUGCUAGACGGCAAUGAUGUCUUCAGGUAUGACUUCGCUUCAAACAGGUGGCUGAAAGAGGCAACCACGAGAAGAAAGAUCCCAAACACUGAAUCUUGCGGUUUCAUACCAAUGAACGGGGAACUGUACGUGCUCAGAUCUGCAAAAGUUCGUGUUGAAGCCUCUGGUCCGUGGAGGCAGCUGAAGAAGAAGCUAGCUAUGGAGUUUCAGGUGUACAACCCUGUGACGAAGAAAUGGAGAGUGCUCACCACGCAUCCACCUGUUGAUGCACCCAUUGAUUUUAGGACUGCAGCUCUGUGUACAGUUGAGUUGUAG
Messenger RNA from Miscanthus lutarioriparius, 1281 nucleotides. The record is from the annotation of a GenBank genome assembly. NCBI's taxonomy places the organism in Eukaryota, Viridiplantae, Streptophyta, Magnoliopsida, Poales, Poaceae.